AUGGAUCCAUCAAGCGAUGAUUUUGAUGUCGCAGCCUACUUGCAAAAUCGUGAAGUUGAAGAAACUUAUGUACUCAACCGAUUUAGAGAGCGUCGGAAAAAAAUAUUGGAAGAUGGUGCACCUCGUAGUAGAAAAUAUGUCAAUAGAGAUCAUUCAGCUGCAAACCAAAGACUAAUUGACGACUACUUUGCCAAUGAGCCUACAUAUGACGAUGCAAUGUUUCGUCGUCGGUACCGCAUGCAAAAACAUCUUUUCCUUCGAAUCGUUGGGGACCUUUCAAGUAGUGAUAACUACUUCACCCAGCGAGCUGAUGCUGCCAAGAAAGAAGGUAUAUCACCUUUAGCAAAAUGUACCACAGCAAUGCGAAUGUUAGCAUACGGUAUGGCAGCAGAUGCGGUCGAUGAGUACAUCAAAAAAUUUGGAAGCUCAUCACGAAUUGCAAGCAGAUCUAGUGAAACACAUAUGGACAAAAUUUGGAAUGUUUCAGGAUUAAAGAUGAUUUGUUUCGUAUUUGUGUGUUGUUUCGUAUUUUAA
Trifolium pratense (red clover) is the source of this 534-nucleotide messenger RNA. RefSeq lists its product as uncharacterized. The transcript has a single exon. Bases 1 to 534 code for a protein of 177 amino acids. NCBI's taxonomy places the organism in Eukaryota, Viridiplantae, Streptophyta, Magnoliopsida, Fabales, Fabaceae. The record is from RefSeq and is a predicted model, not a curated record.